UUGGGCCCGCGAGGCGGAAGUGCGCCGCCGCGGGUUCCGGUGGGCGCGACGGCGACCAGAGCGGCAGAAUGGAGGAGGCGCCUGACGGUUGUCCCGGGGCCGAUAGUGCCCAGGCGGGCCGCGGGGCCUCGUGUCAGGGAUGCCCCAACCAGCGGCUGUGUGCUUCCGGAGCCGGCGCCGCCCCGGACCCGGCCAUAGAGGAGAUCAAAGAGAAAAUGAAGACUGUGAAACACAAAGUCUUGGUGUUGUCUGGGAAAGGCGGUGUCGGGAAAAGCACUUUCAGUGCUCACCUCGCCCAUGGCCUCGCUGAAGAUGAAGACACGCAGGUUGCUCUUUUGGACAUCGAUAUCUGUGGGCCGUCGAUUCCCAAGAUAAUGGGGCUGGAAGGAGAACAGGUUCACCAGAGCGGCUCGGGCUGGUCUCCCGUGUACGUGGAGGACAACCUGGGGGUGAUGUCCGUGGGUUUCCUGCUCAGCAGCCCUGACGACGCUGUCAUCUGGAGGGGACCCAAGAAAAGCGGCAUGAUCAAGCAGUUCCUGCGUGACGUGGACUGGGGGGACGUGGACUACCUCAUCGUGGACACCCCGCCCGGCACUUCUGACGAGCACCUCUCGGUGGUCCAGUAUCUGGCCGCAGCGCAUAUCGAUGGGGCGGUGGUCCUCACCACCCCCCAGGAGGUUUCACUCCAGGACGUCCGGAAGGAGAUCAGCUUCUGCCGCAAGGUGAAGCUGCCCAUCAUCGGGGUGGUGGAGAACAUGAGCAGCUUCGUCUGCCCCAAGUGUAAGAAAGAAUCCCAGGUGUUCCCUCCCACCACCGGGGGUGCGGAGGCCCUGUGCCAAGACCUGGGCACCCCUCUCCUCGGCAAGGUGCCUUUGGACCCGCACAUAGGUAAGAGCUGUGACAAGGGCCAGUCUUUUUUUGUUGAAGCACCAGAUUCGCCAGCCACAUUAGCCUACAGAAAUAUAAUCCAAAGAAUCCAGGAGUUCUGCGCCUCCCAGCAGCCACACAGAGAGAACCUCAUGAACUCCUGAAACUCGGGGUGCAGUGAGGACCAGCCAUUUCCAGCCACAGACCCCAGCAGCAUCGCUCAGGCCCGACAGUGUGAGGACCCGAUGCUGGUUUGUCACUCAGAGCGCCUUCAGUCUCCCUCUUUACACACACACACACACACGCGCGUUAUUGUAAAAUAAAAGAUCUCUCCCAGCCUG
Molecule: messenger RNA, 1208 nt
Organism: Dipodomys spectabilis (banner-tailed kangaroo rat)
Lineage: Eukaryota; Metazoa; Chordata; Mammalia; Rodentia; Heteromyidae
Gene: Nubp1
Product: nucleotide binding protein 1
Exons: 11
Coding region: 69-1031 (320 amino acids)
Biological process (GO): iron-sulfur cluster assembly
Cellular component (GO): cytosol
Molecular function (GO): 4 iron, 4 sulfur cluster binding; ATP binding; ATP-dependent FeS chaperone activity
Source: RefSeq, a predicted model, not a curated record